Closterium sp. Naga37s-1 is the source of this 1206-nucleotide messenger RNA. The record is from the annotation of a GenBank genome assembly. Lineage: Eukaryota; Viridiplantae; Streptophyta; Zygnematophyceae; Desmidiales; Closteriaceae.
AUGGCCCCUCGCGACCUGCCGCCCCUAACUGCGGCCCCGGUGCCCUGUUACGCCAUGGUGGGUGAGGGGGUGGCAACAGGUGGUUCCUCCUGCCCGCGUGCCCUUCAGUUGCACGCGCAGCUCCGCCCCCGCCCCCCUCCAUGGGGAUGGCGGGGAGAGGGGGAGGAAACUUGGAGGUUCAGGGGGAGGCAGGAGGGGAUCUGCAGCACCAGGUCCCCCACCUUUCUCCUACCUCCCCAUGCUGCCGGAGCAGCAGAGGGGGGGAGGGGAUCUGCAGCCCCCCCCCCCCUUUUCUCCUCCACCCCUGCUGCGGGUGCAGCAGCGGGGGGGAGGGGAUCUGCAGCAGCAGUGGGGGGAGGGGAUUUGCAGCAUCAGCCCCCCCCCCCCCCCCCCCGCCCCCCCUUUCUCCUCCACCCCUGCUGCGGGUGCAGCAGUGGGGGGGAGGGGAUCUGCAGCAGCAGUGGGGGGAGGGGAGUUGCAGCAUCAGCCCCCCCCCCCCCCCCCCCCCCCCCCCCCCAACUUCUCCUCCAUCCCCCUGCUGCGGAUGCGGCAGUGGGGGGAGGGGACCUGCAGCACCUGCCCCCCCCCCCCCCCUUCUCCUCCAUCUCUCUGCUGCGGGUGCAGCAGUGGGGGAGGGUAUGGGGGUGGCGGCAGUGGGGGGGAGGGGAUCUGCAGCAGCAGUGGGGGGGAGGGGAGAUGCAGCAUCAGCCACCCCCCCCUCCCCCCCCCCACUUCUCCUCCAUCCCCCUGCUGCGGGUGCAGCGGUGGGGGGGAGGGGAUCUGCAGCCCUGUGCUGCACUGCAGCCCUGCGCGCCCCGCGCGCCCUGCUGCCCUGCUGCUGCCGCUACAGCCCUUGUUGUUGCCGCUACAGCCCUUGCUGCUGCCCUGCGCGCUCCGCGUGCCCUGCAGCCCUGCUGCGCCCCGUGCGCUCUGCAGCCCUGCGCGCCCUACUGUCCUGCUGCCCUGCGCGCCCCGCGCGCCCUGCUGCCCAGCAGCCCUGUGCGCCCUGCUGCCCUGCAGCCCUGUGCACCCUGCUGCCCUGCUGCUGCCGCUACAGCCCUUGCUGUUGCCGCUACAGCCCUUGCUGCUGCCCUGCGCGCGCCCUGCAGCCCUGCUGCGCCCUGUGCAGCAGUGGGGUGGGGGUAUGGGGGUGGCGGGUGUGGGUGCAACUGCGGGGUGGCGGGUAAGGGGGUGGCGGGUGUGUGA